Aspergillus viridinutans is the source of this 861-nucleotide messenger RNA. RefSeq lists its product as uncharacterized. The record is from RefSeq and is a predicted model, not a curated record. NCBI's taxonomy places the organism in Eukaryota, Fungi, Ascomycota, Eurotiomycetes, Eurotiales, Aspergillaceae. Bases 1 to 861 code for a protein of 286 amino acids. The transcript has 3 exons.
AUGGGCGCUCCAAAUCUCUACCACUCUAUACUCGUGUCCCUUCUGUGGGCGUCAGUGUGGUUCAGCAGCCUCGCAAGAGCCGACUACAAUCCCUUCUGUCCCAACAAUGCAGGGCAAAUCCAAGUCGAUUCCACGUUGUACACCGUCACCUGUGAUAUAUCCUACAUAUCUCCCGCCCCCAAGAAGGUAAAGGAGGGCGCAUCCCCCGAGGACUGUGCUCGGCUGUGUACGGCGGAGCCAGCAUGCCGUGCCAUGGUCUGGCAUUCUGGCAACUGCUGGCAGUCCGAUAAAACAGACGCCGUGUCAUUCCGUGUCCCCGGCGCUGUACUAUUGACACCAGGCAAGAAACAGGAUCCUGUCACUGGACCAUCCCCUGGCGAGGGGCAACAAAAAUGCCUCGAGGAGAAGGAGCUGUUGGCACAGGGGAAGGAGCAAUGUGGUAGAUCCUUGGCGCAGUGUGAAGCCGACAAGAGCAGCAUAUCUGCCGCAAAAACCACAUGCGAGAACAAUCUCGCGGCUGCAAACAAAGAAAUUGAGCGACUGUCUAACCCACAGACAGUCUCUGACAACUUCGUCCCUGCCCGAAAUGAUGAUGGACGGGAGGUGAUUAUUGCUGGGAAGAGAUGGAAAAUAUAUUACGCCAAGUUGAAUGAUCCUGGCACUUGGGAAGUGGGUACUCUUACUGUACCCUCCUAUAUGGAGUGCAUGAAGCUCUGUGCUUCCAAGCCGGAAUGUGUCCGUACAGCCUGGACCAACGAUAUAGUCGGUUCAAGUACAUGCUGGAUGAGAGCGCAUGGCCAGCACAUUGUUCAGACUGUUACUCAACCUUGGACUUCUACUCACCUUAUUGGACCCGCUUGA